AUGCGCCACGAACCUGACGCAGUUGCUAGAUGCACGCAAUCAAUAGCCAUGGCACACUACUUUUUCUACGUCCCCACGAUUGCCAUCGACUGGUGCGCGCACGUUGUCCGCGCUGUUGGCCGAGAAGCUCCGAUCGCGCGCGCGUGGGGAAAAGCAACACUGGGACGUGACUCGAUGCACCACGCACAAACAGAGUGA
Molecule: messenger RNA, 198 nt
Organism: Beauveria bassiana ARSEF 2860
Lineage: Eukaryota; Fungi; Ascomycota; Sordariomycetes; Hypocreales; Cordycipitaceae
Exons: 2
Coding region: 1-198 (65 amino acids)
Source: RefSeq, a predicted model, not a curated record